This is a messenger RNA of Salvelinus sp. IW2-2015, 1052 nucleotides long. RefSeq lists its product as uncharacterized. NCBI's taxonomy places the organism in Eukaryota, Metazoa, Chordata, Actinopteri, Salmoniformes, Salmonidae. The record is from RefSeq and is a predicted model, not a curated record.
UGUUCUAUAAUUUAGUUCCUGAAUGAUAUGGUUUUUAAUGCAACCUCUGGUCCGGAGAUACCUAUCACAAACCUGGAUACAGCCAGGCAGAGCUGUCCAUUUCAGGUUCUUUGUCCUUAGUCGAGUGGCCCGGCCAGUCACCAUGGCAACGAGUGUGAUAAUCAACAACCAACAUUCUCAGCCUCCUCAGCCUCAGACACCAGCUUUCAUAGCUGUCCACUCUAACCAGUGGGGCACUGGCAUUUGUGACUGCUUCGACYACUUGCAAGUCUGCUGUUUUGCCUGCUGGUGCUUCCCCUGUUUCGCCUGCACCACCACCUCAGAGUUCGGAGAGUGUUUCUGUCUCCCCAUGCUGGACAUCUUAUGGUCCUCCACCCAGCUGGUAGGGGUGCCAACCUGCACUCCUCCUGUGUCCAUGUCCAUGAGGGUGGCUGUACGUAACCGCUAUGGCAUUCAGGGUGACAUGAUGGCGGACUGUGUGUACUCCACCUUCUGCAACGUCUGCUCCUGGUGCCAGAUGGCCAGGGAGAUCAAGAGACGCAGACAGACCUUCACCGUCAUCAACGCACAGCCCACCAUGCUGCCCGGUCAGCCCAUGUUGAUGGCCUCCCAGCCUGGGGUCAUCACAUCACAGCCUAUGAUCACCUCUGCCCCUCAGGCCAUCUUGAGCACUAGAUUCAUGUAACCUUUGACCCAAGACACAGAAACCUCACUGGGUUAGCCACGCCCUCUGGUGGUGAUUUCAUAGAGGUGAUGUAAUGGAGGUGACGCACAAUGUAUAGACGUAUAAGACUUGAGGCAUUGGAAUUCAAAUCUUGCACAAUUCCAGCAUUUACUGUACAUAAGGAUAGCUGUGAAAUGUAAGUAUCUACUCUUUUAACUAUGUCAAUCACCCAAUGCAGAUUGUUAUAUAAUAAUGAACAUUUGGUGGGUGCCUAUAUUUGUCCUAUUUCACAUGUGCAAGUGUGUAUUGUAUACAUGUGUGAAUUGGAAAUGUAUUUUUUGCAUAUCCCAACUCCCCCUGAGACACCCUCUGAGAGUGGGGUCACGGC